Molecule: messenger RNA, 693 nt
Organism: Corticium candelabrum
Lineage: Eukaryota; Metazoa; Porifera; Homoscleromorpha; Homosclerophorida; Plakinidae
Product: carbohydrate sulfotransferase 11-like
Exons: 1
Coding region: 11-598 (195 amino acids)
Biological process (GO): carbohydrate biosynthetic process
Cellular component (GO): membrane
Molecular function (GO): sulfotransferase activity
Source: RefSeq, a predicted model, not a curated record
CAACGACUUUAUGGGUGUGACUCGUUUGAGUGAUAAAUACCAGAACAGUGAAGAUAUCGAAUACAGAUUGAGAAACUACACGAAGUUUAUUGCGUACAGAGAACCUCUUGGACGUGUCGUGUCUGACUACAGACAAAUUAGACUUUGUAACACUCCGUUUCGUGAAAUCAUGUGCACGCAGAUUCUUAAAUACAACAACAUCUCCAUUCAAUCGACUAACAACAAGCACGUCCCAGUGGUUCUACCGGAGAUAACCUUUCCUCAGUUUGUUAAUUUCGUCACACGUUUCGUUGACAAGAAAAGGCACCUAGAUCUUAACAUUCAUUGGAGACCGACACACUUGAUCUGUCAUCCUUGCCAUAUUGAUUACGAUUACCUCGUCGAUUUGAACAGUCCUGGUGUUGUCGACGAAUCUGCUUACGUUCUCAAAGCUCUCGGAGCUCCCUCCUGGCUGCAGUUGCCACAAGAAAACCGAUCGGGUAACGAAACAAUGUUCACUUUUCUCUCUCAACUCUCAGCUGCUCAAUUUGAACGCUUACGUUCGCAGUACGACGAUGACUACGAGAUAUUUGGAUAUCAAAAGUUUAAUUUGACUUAAUUAAUUGAGUCACUCAACUCUAGAGAUUUAGUUCAUUGCAAUGUUUUAUCACUCUUAUCGCUGCAUACUGUUUAUCUGUUUAUUAUAAGUUAUAA